AAAGUUUCAGUUUCGCUUCUCUGGAGGGCCCUCCCUGUUCCCGGCAGACCCGCCUCCCCCUCUCCGGGCUGUCUCUCUGCGGCCAUCGUCCGGUAGGCCACCAUAUCUGGGAGCUUCAGCUUACGCUUGGAAACGCAAAAGAGGAUAUAAACAUUUAAAGACCCACUGAGGACCUGGAAGAUGGCCUUUUCCAUGGGUGCUGGAGCAGCAGCUUCCAAUGACAGAUCAGAGACUAACUCUCUUGGAGAAAACUAUAGUUGUCAAGUUGCUGUUAGUCACAAUGACUUCAAAAUUUUAAAAAACAAUGAGCAUCUGCUGUAUGAAGUCCUCCAGAAUAAGUUUGGCUGUAAAUCAACCUUGAUCUCUCCAAAUCUGGAAGGAAACAGCAAGUCUCUUGCUCAGCAAGUCUUCAGAAGAAGGCUGAGCCCUGGAAUAGAGUUAUCUGUCUGGAAGGAUGACCUCACCAAACACGCUGUUGAUGCUGUGGUGAACGCAGCCAAUGAAGAUCUUCUACAUGGGGGAGGCCUGGCUGGGGCCCUAGUGAGAGCUGGUGGCCCUGAAAUCCAAGAACAGAGCAGAAUGUUUAUUGCCCAAGUUGGUAAAAUACCAGUUGGUAAUAUAGCUGUCACUGGAGCAGGGACACUUCCCUGCAAAGAGAUUAUCCAUGCUGUUGGGCCUCAGUGGGUGACAAUGGAUAGAGAGAGAUCUAUUGAGAAGCUGCAAACUGCUAUCACAAAUAUUCUGAACUAUGUUUGUGGAAAUAUGCACAUUAAGACAGUAGCUAUCCCAGCUGUGAGCUCUGGAAUUUACCAAUUUCCUCUGAAUUUAUGUACACAGACCAUUUUAGAAACUAUCUGCUAUUAUUUCCAAAAGAAGCUAAUAGUCACUAAUUUGAAAGAAAUUCACCUGGUGAGCAAUGAGGAUCCUACUGUUGCUGCUUUUAAAGCUGCUUCAGAAGCCAUCCUAGGGAUGAAUGAGCUGGGCCCCUGGAAGAGUCAAAAGACCACCUCUCCUUCAAGUAUGACUCUUCAGAUUGCCGAGGGCCUGACCCUGCAGAUUGUCCAGGGCCACAUUGAAUUGCAGAAGACAGACGUAAUUGUCAAUUCUGUAUUCCUCUCCCAUCUUAAAAGAGGACCUCUGUCAAAAGCAAUUCUGCAACAAGCAGGACAUGAGAUGGAAAGGGAACUUACUGACAGAAAGGCUAAACUGAUGUCAAAUCCUCAGUUGGUGCUGGUUACAAAAGGAUAUAAAUUGUCCUGUCAGUAUGUGUACCAUGUACUAUGGGAUCUAAGUUACAAUAGUCAUUUGACAUUGGCAACUGCAAUGCAGGAAUGUUUGAGACAAUGUCUGGAUGAAGGUAUAACUUCCAUUUCCUUUCCUGCCCUUGGCACUGGAAACAUUGGUGUGGAGAAGAGUAUAGCAGCACACAUUAUGUUUGAUCAAGUUAUAGCAUUUGCCAAAGACCAUGCGAAAAAACAACUAGCUGUGAAGUUUGUGAUCUUUCCUGAAGACCUAGAGACAUAUAAGGCUUUCUCUGCUGAAAUGACAAAGAAGUCUAAGAUACUGACUUUCAACAGUAAUGGUGAUACUUCAGUUCCCCUAUGGACCAGAGAGGAACAAAGAAGAAAUGGACUUGAAGCUGGAUCUCCUGCCAUCAGUCUGAUGGGAUUCAACAAGGAAGCGAUGUUUGAGGCUAAAGCAUGGAUCCAAAAGAUACUGACCUCCCAGGAUCACUGCACCAUUGAAAAUAAUCAUAUUCUCUAUCUUGGGAAAAAGGAACAUGACAUUUUGUCUCAGCUCCAGACAACCUCGAGAGUCUCCAUCUCAGAGGUUAUCAGUCCAAAAAAGGCAAAUUUAGAGAUUAAAGGAGCCCGGGCUGACCUCAUUGAUGUUGUUAUGCAUAUUGAAAGUAUGCUGUAUAAUGUUCAAGAAGAAGUGGCAAGAAAAAGUGAGCAAGCCCUAUGGAUCUUUUCUGGAGUAUCAAGUGAUCAGCAAUGGAAAAAACAGGAUGAAAGGGUAGAAAAGAUCAUAUAUUGUCGAUAUCCAGCGCCUUCAUCUCAAGAGACUCAGGAUCGAAAGAGACAGUUUGAAAAAUGUGGUUUGCAGAUUGUAAAGGUGGAGAAUAUAGACAAUGUGGUACUCAUGACUGCCUUCCAAAGGAAGAAGAAAAUGAUGGAAGUGAGAACCCAGUGCAAACCUAUGAGCCGCAGGUUGUUCCAGCAAGUCCCAUACCAGUUCCUUGAUGUGGUGUGCAGAGUUGGCUUUCACAGAUUCUACACAGCUCCCUAUGAUCCCAAAUAUGGAGCUGGAAUAUACUUCACCAAGAAUCUCAGAAACCUAGCAGACAAGGUCAAGAAAACCUCUGGCACAGAUAGGUUUAUCUAUGUGUUUGAGGCUGAAGUACUCACAGGUUCCUUCUGUGGGGGUAAGCAGUUAAAUAUUGUCCCCCCACCAUUGCAUCCUGGAGCCAUAGAUAGUCAUGACAGUGUGGUUGACAGUGUCUCCAGCCCUGAAACCUUCGUUAUUUUUAGUGGCAUGCAGGCCAUGCCCCUAUAUUUGUGGACUUGCAUCCAGGAUCAUGUAUGGCCAAAGGAUUAUUCAUCAGGACCAGUGAUGAGCUCUUCAUACAAGCCUUGGGGAAAAUUUACAAGUGGCAGCCCUGUUGAUUAAUCUCCAUACCAUUUUAACAACUGGAAUGGUCUUGCUUUGGAGAAACUAACCAAAUAAUGACCAUCAAUUGUUUAAAGAGGGGCUUGAGUAUGUCAACUGGGUUGGACUGACUGGGCUAUUGAAGGGACCAGUCAUAUACAAGCAUCUUAGUGCCUUCAUCUUUGUCUCUUGGAGUUGGGAUAGAUAGAUAACAACUACAACACUCUUAUGAUUGUUCCUUCUUGCAAUUGUUCUUUCAUCUUUUUUACUAUAAGUAACAGCAAGAAUGUUUUACAUGUAAUGAAGAGAUUUUUCUGGUAUAUAAUCUAAACCUUUUAUUUUCUAAAAUGCUGUAUAAAAUAUUAGGACAACAGAACUGUUUUAAAUUUUCUAGAGAAUUUUAUCAGGUGCUUUGGCUAUCAGAAUAAAUCACCUUUGCCUAAGUAACUGACUCUGAAUAAUUAUUUGUAAAAUGAGGUAAUAUGAAAUCAAAGAAUAUCAGAAGACUGAUACUCAGUUUUGAGUCAGCUAUAGUCAGCAAUCCACUGAAGCACCAUGUAUCCUAAGUAUUGAUUCACCAAGUACUUAACUGACCACUAGAAGUGUUUCAGUCACUUUCUGGGUGCUAAUCAGAAAAAGAAGUUAUGGAUAACUUAACAAGUGUGAUUAGAUAUAACAAAAGAGAAAUACAAAUUCCUUGAAAAAUUUAAGAGGGGCAAAAACAAAUUGAACACGAAUUGGGAGAAGGCCUCCAAAAGGA
This is a messenger RNA of Castor canadensis (American beaver), 3409 nucleotides long. It is a transcript of the gene Parp9, whose product is annotated as poly(ADP-ribose) polymerase family member 9. Gene Ontology annotation, molecular function: transcription corepressor activity; ubiquitin-like protein ligase binding; NAD+ poly-ADP-ribosyltransferase activity. Gene Ontology annotation, cellular component: cytoplasm; nucleus. Lineage: Eukaryota; Metazoa; Chordata; Mammalia; Rodentia; Castoridae. The record is from RefSeq and is a predicted model, not a curated record. Gene Ontology annotation, biological process: positive regulation of type II interferon-mediated signaling pathway; protein poly-ADP-ribosylation; negative regulation of gene expression.